CUUUAAUUCAACUUAUGUUAAGAUGAAUUGAUUCUUGAUUAUUUGAUCGACUGAUUGAUUAAUUAAUUGGUUGGUUAAUUGAUUGAUCGAUUGAUACAUUGAUUGAUUGAUUUGCAGGGAUGGUCCGCUGGUGGCUGAUACACAUGUUCAAUGUCGACGUCAGACAUUUUGGUGACGUUGGAUGCAGGAUACAUUGGUAUUUCAUAUUUGCGUCCACCGAGCUGUCGUCAUGGUUACUCGUGGCGGUAACGUGCGAGCGUAUCACUAGCACAAUAUGGCCACACAAGGUGCGCGUGAUCUGCACACAUCGGUCCGCGCUGAGCGUCAUCCUAUGUCUCUUCAUAGUUAUCUACGGCGGCAGCUCCCACUUGCUCUUCGGAAUGAGACUCAAAGUCGUCGCGUACGAAGAGGGGGGAAAACAAAACGUCGCUAGCAUAGCGACGUCUCCGCUGACGCCGGUAAGACAAGAUAGCCAGGAGCUGACUUCCCAGUCGGAGUUUUCCGGUUUAAUUAAACGUUCUGCCAUGGACCAAGAAAUGUCGUCUGCAUCAAUAGUUGGUGACGCUUAUUUUAAGUCUGCUACGUUUUCUGAUCGGUCGCACCAGACUACGUUUGGCGAUGACGUGCCGUCUUCUACAAAGAAUAAUAUGUGCAAGCAGACGUCACCAGUUCACAUUUCGCUAGUGCCAUCUUCUACUGAAUUGAGUUCUGGCCCCUCAGAUAUUGAGAGUGCAUUAUCAGUAACAACAGUCGCGUUCAGUGAAACGUCCGAAACAUUCACAGAGACGUAUGAAACGACGUCAUUUGCCUGGAAUACUAUGAUAACACAAGACACAUCUCGGACACCAUCAAUAUCGGAAAAGUCAACCACGUCAUCACUGACUUCCGCGAUGACUCAGCCGGUAACCAAUGUCACAGAGCGAUAUCCCACGUCACACAUAACCGUGUCGACGUCAAACUUUCCCCGACUGCGGACGGAAGACGCAGAGAGUGUGGAAGAUAGGCUGCUGUGCUUCGCUCUAAGUGACGUCGGCUACUCUGACUUUUUCAACUUUGUGUACCCAUGGAUGGACCUGCUCCUUUAUUUCCUCGUGCCGGCGGUGAUCCUCUGCAUAGGCGAGAUAAUUAUCGUCAGGAAACUCAUUGCAAGCAACCGCCUUCGCCGCCGGAUGUUUGUUACGGACGGCGCCAUGACCCCUCAGAGGAUACCAAAUAGGCGAGCUUCCGUCACCAUCAUGCUGAUGACGGUGAACGCAGUGUUUAUCCUGUGUACAACGCCAAUAUCGGUAUUUCUCAUCGGAAUGCCGUACUGGGUCGACCCAGAACUUGGGUUCUCAAAAACUCAAGAGAUUCUCUGGGCCGUUGUGAACCUACUUAUGUAUUUGAAUCACUCCAUUAAUUUCGUGCUGUAUUUUCUAAGUGGUUCACGGUUUCGGUCGCAUGUCUACCAGUUGUUCCGGCGCAACGCGGUCCACAGCGUCCACAUUGACCGCCUCUCGUUCAGCCAAAAGGACACCGCGAGCGAGGAAGCCUCCAUCCAGCGGCAGCUGACUCUCCGGUCGAUGGUCGCGGCGGCGGACAAGGCACGAAAGAUUUCGGAUCGGUCGGUCCGGGGUUCGUACACACGCCGUCACACGUCCGAGGGUCGGGAUACCAUACCAUUUCCAGGAAAAGCCGCCAAACUGAUGCACACGGACCAUGUUCCAAAAGAAUUAACUGGAAACGACAUUAAUAACAAAAAGGAAUGCUUGCACCAGGUCCGUGUAUCGAAUGAAUCGGUGGUUGUGGGUAAACACACGAGUGUAACUUUAAAUGACGAGGUUUUGCAUGAUACGAUUUACACUGAAACUCCGUUUAGUUUUAUUAAAGAAACAAACUCGCGAUUUGGUGGACAUUUGGUUGAGGGUUUUGGGGGCAUAGACAUCAACGAUAUUGAUAUCUUUACGCACAUUUGACGUUGAACGUUGAAUAUACUUUUUGAAUAUUUAGACUAGUGAUAUUAUUUUAAUAGCUUGUUUGAUGGUUUUUGUAUCGUUCAUGUAUAAUUCAUGUUGCAUAGUUUUUGUUCUGUUUGGCGUUUUGUAUGUUAUAUAUGUAUAUAAUAUAUAUCUUAAUUUCUA
Messenger RNA from Dreissena polymorpha, 2120 nucleotides. RefSeq lists its product as uncharacterized. The record is from RefSeq and is a predicted model, not a curated record. Gene Ontology annotation, cellular component: plasma membrane. The coding region runs from base 120 to 1955 and encodes 611 amino acids. Gene Ontology annotation, biological process: G protein-coupled receptor signaling pathway. The transcript is spliced from 2 exons. Gene Ontology annotation, molecular function: G protein-coupled receptor activity. Lineage: Eukaryota; Metazoa; Mollusca; Bivalvia; Myida; Dreissenidae.